This is a messenger RNA of Durio zibethinus, 1047 nucleotides long. RefSeq names its product transcription termination factor. Lineage: Eukaryota; Viridiplantae; Streptophyta; Magnoliopsida; Malvales; Malvaceae. The record is from RefSeq and is a predicted model, not a curated record. Gene Ontology annotation, biological process: regulation of mitotic cell cycle spindle assembly checkpoint. Gene Ontology annotation, cellular component: anaphase-promoting complex.
AUGCCCCAAGGCCUUUUCCAAUAGCCCAUGACUGAAAUUUAAACUGGCAAGGAAGUGAAGGCGAUAUUAUUUUGAGAAUUACAAGAGAGAAAGGAUGUUACAGUUCCCGGCGUUCAUGACGCAGUUCCCAUCGACUACGAGGACUAUUCCGACGUCGGUUUUGCUUCCAUCACAAUGGCCUCAACCCCAAAACGAAGAGCUCCUUCUCGCCAUGGAGGAAUCUAAUCUCGAAGAAAAGUUGAAUGAAAUCAGAGAUAAUAACAGAAACUUGGUUGUGAUUGGGAAGACUACUGCUGAUAUUGAUAAAGAAGAUGAUGAUAAUGAUGCAGAUGAUGACGAUGCUGACAAUGCAGAAGAAUCCGAAGGUGAGGAGUUCGAGCAAGAAACUGGUUGAAAAUAAAACUCUGCCUGGUCGUGUUGUUGAUAUGAGCGUUAAUGUUGAUAUGAGCGUUAAUGUUAUGUUCCCACAAAGCCUGUUUCGCACAUGUAUUUCUUGCAACAUGCUACAAUCAGAGCAAUUCCUUUUGGAUUUUCAUUUUGAAAACUGUUGAACCUUUUUUUAAUCAUAUUGGGCGGAGAAAAUGAUGUUAGGAAAAGGUCUUGUUCCCAUUUCUGUCGUUUGGCUGAGCAGAGAAGGAAAAAAUAGAGAAGACAGUUAUUGGUCAUUCGCAUGUUCCAACCCAAUUUCAUAGAUCAAACCUUGGAAGGAGUCGUCUUCAGCUUCUUGGCCUAGUGGCCAAGAAAGCCUUAAGAAGACACAGAGGCCCGGCCUCCCCCCCUCCCCUUUGCAAAAGGACAAAACCUUGGAAGGAGUCCUUGUGUGUGGCUGAAGCUACUUUGAAUCUUUAAGCAGUCAAAAAGGAAAUUGGUUUUUGAGCUAAUGACGACCACUUCCAAAAGAACAUAUUGGUUUGAAAAGCGUAAAUAGAAGAGUUUUCGGUUUUUUAUUUUAUUUUUUCUCAUCAAUUUAGGGACAGCAAAUUAACUCAAAAUCGUUGGGUGUAGGCCCAAUUUAAUCAUUUAGGGUCAAUUUUUUUAUUGAAAAAA